Molecule: messenger RNA, 2471 nt
Organism: Acanthopagrus latus (yellowfin seabream)
Lineage: Eukaryota; Metazoa; Chordata; Actinopteri; Spariformes; Sparidae
Exons: 11
Coding region: 325-1467 (380 amino acids)
Source: RefSeq, a predicted model, not a curated record
UCAAGAUCCAUCUGCCUUAAACAGGAGGGCUUCGACACGCUCGCCUGGUACACCGUACAUGCGCAGUUUGCGCACACAUGGAGCAGACAUGACGCACACAAGCACCAGAGCGAAGCCUCGCCCAGCCGAUUGUUUUCUCUCCUGGGACAAAAACACACUAAGUGCAGGGAAACAUCGAAGAGAGCUGGUUUACAGAAAUGUUGUUCAACAUAUUCCUUUUCUGCGUCUUCUUUGGGACCCGUGUACUUCACUCCGAGAAAUGGGGGACCCAGGAAGCUACUGGUGGAUAACGGUCAGGCAAAGGACCCCACCGUCAGCGUUUCGAUGAGCUCAGUUAAGAUCAAAGAUUUGAGACAAAGUGGAACGUUUUCAGGCCGAUCUGAAGUAGAGGACGUCAUACUGCAAGUUUUGGAUUGUGCUAGAAGAGUCUCAAGGAUUUACAGGCACGCUUACACCAUCGAUCUUCCUCCAACCACUGAAUUCCUGGAGUACACUUUGGAUUACGAUUCAGACGAGACAAAGCUCCUGUGGAAUCGCAGCGACCCACGGUCUUUUAAUGGAGAAAGGGGAAAGAUGACGACUCUUGGCUGGGAUUUUACCACCCUCACUCAGGAAGACAACGGCUUUUACAGCCUCAGGGGAAAAGACAAGACUUUGCUGGAUAGGAUAAUGCUCACAGUAGAAGGGGACUCACAAUAUUAUGAACUUAACGUUGGCGAUCGGCUUCUCAUCUCAAAUCCAUAUACGGGCGACUCGUGGACUGUGACCUUCACCCCUGCGGGGGAUGAUGAAAAACAAAUAGUGAUGGAAGGAGGUUACCUGGCCAUGAUAGAAGACUGGGAGCUUUUUAGCGGGAGAAUUCAGCUCAGGCGGAAAGCCAUUGAGAUAGAUCCUGUGGAGAUCACAGAUUCCGGCACCUUUGAGUACAGAGACCCACAUGGCAACCUGGCCCAGGUUGUGAAGGUGGAGGUAAUCUUUGAACCUGUUCCCACAUAUGUCUAUGCUUCUAUUGCUGGUGGGAUUAUCUUAGCGGUGAUUCUCUGCUGUUGCUGUGUGAGGAAGUGCUGUUGUAAAAAGGGCUCUUCUAAAAGGGACGAGUCGGCGCCGGCUGCUGUGUAUUACCAUGAUCAGAAUCAACCUGCAGGCCAAAGUUACUCUGCUGCCCCUGCUCCAGAUGACUCUUAUCAAUCAGUGAAUCCUCCUGCUUCUAGACAACCUGCAGCUACCUCCGCUGGGCCAUCGGUGCUGAACCCAGUGAAUAUCAAUACGACUCCCCUUCAACCAAAGGUUUCAGCUCCAGGAGGGCAGGGAGACGCUCCAGCUCCGUCACUCGGCUCUGAUUGCCUCUCCUCAGAACCUCUGCCAAUGUUCGAGCUGAAAGGGCUGACCUUUCCCUCUGCUCCCCCACUCGGUUCAGAAUCAACUAUCAGUGACGUUUAUACCUCUGAUAAACUCAACUUUCUGUAAGGGGCACACUGAAAAUAUAAGAGUUGAAUUCAGUAUUGUGCCUCAUGACUCGCAGGGACCAUGUAGACUGUAAGAAUCAAGAUAUCUUUCACAGUAUGUUGACUCACGUCCAGAGUCAUCCGAAGUCAUCGUGUGGUGUUUCCUCUUUCAAUAUAAAAACAUCCACACAUUUGAUCAAAGUUGAAGGCCAGCACAGUAUUAAUUGCUUUUUUUUUAAUCAGUUAAUGAUUGAUAAUGCAGUAUUGAUAUUAAGGAUGUGGCUGAGAGCGAAGCAGUGGAGGGUCAAAAUAUGAAUCAUUUGAAGCCUCUUCCUACAGAUGAUCAGUAUUGGGCAGUUUUUACACUAUCUUUCUCCCUUUCUUUCUCGAGGAAAGAAAACGAUGCUUAUUCUGUGUACCGUAGCAUCAUACAGCAAUUCUUUUAUCAGGGUCCAAACACCAACUGGUGGGUAUGGGUAUUGUAUGUGCAUGGGUGUGGCAAAAAGUGAUGAACAUGAAAACAACCUUAUAAAAAUGGUGUGUGUAUGUGUGUGUGUGUGUGUGUGUGUGUGUGUGUGUGUGUAGAUAGAUAGAUAGAUGUUUUUUUUUUUAUAUCUUGUGUGUUUGGCUUUUAUCAUUCACUUUUCAGAAAUUAUAUGAGAUGAUGAUUUACGGGUGGGGGGGAUUAUGAUGUGUAACUUGUGUACAAAGAAAGCAAAGGCAAAUUUCAAUAUGCAAAAGCUAGUGUAUCAUACCUGGAAACUGCCUCAGACUUUUGUGUAUAAACGAUUGAAAAAAGUGAUAAUUGCUCCAGAUGUUUGUCUGCAUUAUGUGGUUUGUUUCUUUUCUUUACAUCCACCAGUUAAAGAAUCUGUGAACUACAUGGUGAACCUCAGGUAGCUGUGCCGGGUUUGCGAUCCUGAUCAAGGUUUAAAAAAAAAAAAAAAGUUGACGGCCAUGUUGAUGACGUGUGUGGAGCGCGACGAGUUCGUUCACUGAGCGGCUUCACAUAUAACGAGAUGGUAU